AUGUCGUUGAUCCCUCAGCCCCAGUCCGUGACUCUCAAAGACGGCGUCGUGGAGCUCGCCAGCCUCGACGACGUCGACGAGGCGCUCGACACCACCCUCCUCCACCCCGAAGGCUACACCAUUGACAUAUCCGCCACCGCUGGGGUGCAACUCCGCGGCGGCUCCCCCGCCGGCCUCUUUUACGCGCGACAGACUCUUCUGCAGCUGCUUCCACCGUCUGCGCUCCGCCACGGCGGCGGCACCACCCACGGCCACCAUCGUCGUCCGUGGGCGCUUCCCGCGCAGGUCAUCGCCGAUGCGCCGACGUCGGGCCUACGCUGGCGCGGCUGCAUGCUCGACGUGGCGCGCCACUUUAUGCCCGUGGCCGACGUGCUGCGGCUCGUCGACGCGCUCGCCCACCACAAGCUCAACACGCUGCACCUGCACCUCACCGACGACCAGGGCUGGCGCAUCGACAUGCCCGGCUGGCCGCGGCUGGCCGCCGUGGCGAGCUGGCGGCGCCGGACCAUGCAGGGCACGCAGCACCAGCCGCGGUGGGAUGCGCGUCCGCACGGCGGCUUCUACUCGACUGACGACUUGAGAGAGAUUGUGGCCUUUGCCGAGGCGCGCCACGUCACGGUCGUGCCCGAGGUCAACAUGCCGGGCCACAUGCAGGCGGCGAUUGCGGCGUACCCGGAGCUGGGCAACACGGAUGUGGAGGGACGCAGCGCGGACCAAGGCGUCUGGGACUCGUGGGGCGUGUCGCGCCGCGUGCUCAACGUCUCGGACCAGACGCUCGAUUUCUGCCGCGCGGUGCUCGACUUUGUGUGCAGCGUUUUCCCGGCCGAGACGAUUGGCAUCGGCGGCGACGAGUGCCCGUACGACGAGUGGAAGGCGAGCCCGGCGGCGCAGGCGCGCAUGCGGGCGCUGGGCAUCGAGACGGAAUCCGCGCUGCAGGGCUGGUUCACGGGCCAGAUGGCCGCGCACCUCGCGUCUCGCCACGGCCGCCGCGCGUACGCCUGGGACGAGGUCGUCGAGGGCUACACGGGGCCGCCCGGCCAGGUCCUGGUCGCGGCGUGGCGCGGGCCCGGCGCCACGGGCAAAGCGGCAAGGCGCGGCUUUGACGUCGUGGCGUGCCCGGACGUCGACGUCUACCUCGACUACCGGCAGUCGGACGACGAGGGCGAGCCCACGCCCGUCGGCACGCUGCUGCCGCUGGAGCGCGUGUAUGACUUUGCGCCCAUGCCGGCUGAUCUGGAGCCCGACGCGGCGCGGCGUGUUGUCGGCGCGCAGGUCAAUGUCUGGACGGAGCACAUGGAGAGCGCCCGGCGCGUCGAGUACAUGAUGUGGCCGCGCGCGUGCGCGUUUGCAGAGGUGGCCUGGGGCAAGAAGGGAGAGAAGGAAGGAGAGGAAGGAGGGGGGUUUGCGGGCUUUAGGAGGCGGCUGGAGGAAAAGCACUUGGCGAGGCUGGAGGCGCUGGGUGUUAAUUACAGACCGCAGACGGGCCCGCGGCCGUGGGACGGUCGUCCGGAUGCGGUGGGACAUCCGCUGUCGCAGAGGCAGCGGCCAGUGGAGGAUGUAAAGGAUUGA
Beauveria bassiana ARSEF 2860 is the source of this 1569-nucleotide messenger RNA. RefSeq names its product sugar hydrolase. Bases 1 to 1569 code for a protein of 522 amino acids. Gene Ontology annotation, cellular component: membrane. Lineage: Eukaryota; Fungi; Ascomycota; Sordariomycetes; Hypocreales; Cordycipitaceae. Gene Ontology annotation, biological process: carbohydrate metabolic process; glycosaminoglycan metabolic process. The transcript has a single exon. Gene Ontology annotation, molecular function: beta-N-acetylhexosaminidase activity. The record is from RefSeq and is a predicted model, not a curated record.